UCCGAAGUGCUCGUCAGUUUUCGAAGUCGGAGCCAUGGCGACAACAGCUCAGUAUAUUCCGAGGAAUAACUCCUUACCGUCCAACCCGCUCAUGCAUCCGGAUUCGGACAGGAUGCACCAGGGGACGACCUACAGAGAGGUGCAGAAAAUGAUGCACCACGAGUACUUGCAGGGGCUCGCGGCGACCAACACGGGACACCCGAUGAGCCUGACGCACCACCAGUGGCUGCCCACCUCCAACACCGACUGGUCCACCGGCACCCACAUCGGACAGCAGGAGCACAAAGCCAGCGUGCAGGCGACCCGGGAGGACCUGAGCACCGGCUUCCACCACAGAUCUCACCUGGUGCACCAGCAGACGCAGAGUAGCCACCAUGGUUCGUGGGCGCCCGCCACGACGCACCACUUGUCCCCGCUGUCCCCAGCAUCCAACGGCCACCAGUCCCUGGUCUACUCGCAGCCUGGAUACACAAACCUCAACGCGAUGUUGAGUCCCCAGCCCGGCGCCCUGCACCAUGGCAUGCGGGACCCGCUCAUCGACGACUCGGGCAGCCACGACAACCAGAUGGAGUCGCCCCAGCAGGCGUUCAGCCACCACCAGGACCACUCGGACGAGGACGCGCCCAGCUCCGACGACCUGGAGCAGUUCGCCAAGCAGUUCAAGCAGCGGCGGAUCAAACUGGGCUUUACGCAGGCGGACGUGGGCUUGGCCUUGGGCACCCUGUAUGGAAACGUCUUUUCUCAGACCACUAUCUGCAGGUUUGAGGCGCUGCAGCUCAGCUUCAAGAACAUGUGCAAACUUAAGCCGCUGCUAAACAAGUGGCUGGAGGAGACAGACUCGAACACCGGCAGCCCCACCAAUUUGGACAAGAUUGCUGCGCAGGGCAGGAAACGAAAGAAGAGGACCUCCAUUGAAGUGGGGGUGAAAGGGGCGCUGGAGAAUCAUUUCUUAAAAUGCCCAAAGCCAUCUGCUCAUGAAAUCACCAGUUUAGCCGGCACUCUGCAGUUGGAAAAAGAGGUUGUCCGCGUUUGGUUUUGCAACAGAAGACAAAAAGAGAAAAGAAUGACACCAGUGGGGGUCCCUCACCCGAAUAUGGAGGACGUAUAUUCCCAAGCAGAGACCCCUCCUCUACACCGCACACUACAGAGUCCUGUGCAGUGACUGUUUUCAUGAACAAUCCGAGCAUCUCCGCGGGGGGAUAGAAAAGAGGAAACAAAAAAAAAAUGGGGACUAUGGAGUUUACAGUAUUUAAGUUUGGCUUUUUUUUUUGGUUUUCCAGCGAGAAAAAGAGACAUGGAAAAAGUUGAACAGAUGAGUUUUUUUAUUUUAUUUUUUAUUUUUUGUUGCCCUUAGUAUUUUGGAGAUCGUCAUGUCCGACAAAUAGAUGACAAGAGGGAAAUGUUAAGGGGAAAAAAAAUCAUGAGGUAAUAGAAAAUGAGAAAAAAAAAAUGUUCGCUAUUAUUGAUUCUGUGCGCAUUUAAACAAAGAUCUUUAUUUACCAAAAUUAUAUGGAGGUGACGAGUAAAAUUCGAUUUCCCAAUGGCUGUUCCAUGAAAUGUGUCAACUGAGGCCAUCUGUGUGAAAUGAACUCACCACAGCGACGUGGUUUCCUGAAAAAAAAACAACCAUCAACACUGGAGCUGAAAACACUGAAUGAACAACGUUUUUGCUUUUUCAGCCUCAAAACUGAUUAACCAGAUUUCUGAAUAUCGGUGUAUACUUUCUUUGUUCUAUGAAGUGUGAUGUUUUUUUAUUUUUUUGUUGUUGUUGUUGUUGUUGCUUUGGAGAUAUGUUGUUUAACCUCUUUCUGCAGAACUGUCUGUCACUUCUGUCUUGAUUUCGCUGUGACUCGUCAGAGCAGCUUCUUUAAUAUUUGUUCACUCAGCUGGUGGAGGAGCAGUGGUAGGAAUUGUGGCACCCGAACAAAAAAAAAGAAGAGAAAAGACUCAUACUUUUUAAUGUAUUUCAGAGAAAAUGUCCAAUGCACCAGGACGUCUAAGUUCUGACUGCAUGCCUUAAAAAAAUAAUAUUUAAAGCUUUGCAGCUCAUCACGUCGAAAUUUGCAAAACAAGCACCAGACGCUAAAAAAAAGGGGCAACAGGCAUUUCUUGUUUUCUUUGAGGGUUGUGUCAUUGUUUCCUUUGCAUGGAGCACUUAUUCUUCUUUUGUUAAUAUUAUUAUUAUUGCAAUUUUUAAUUUCUCUGCGUUAGUUGAUAAAAAUAGUGUGUGGAGCUUAAACACAAUAAAAGCCCAGCAUGUUUACAGGUCCCUGGCUGUCACCACAGAGCGCACACUGCUCACUGCCUCCUCAGCCCUGUUGUUUCCAGACAUUUCAACAGAGAUUGGUCACAUACGAAAUGAAAAGUAAUAAUAACUCAGGUAACUUCAGUGCCCCCACGUCGGAAAAUCACGCCUGUACAUGAUUUACGUUCCUCUGUGGUUUCUUUAUUUUUUUAAAUAUAUGUUUUAAAUCUGGUUACUACCACACCGUUUUUCCUUUGUCCCAUAUACUCAUUGUAUUAUAAUAAAACGCUGGAUUCGGAGAUAAGAAAACAACAAUAAUAAUAAUAAUAAUUCCUAAAGGGAAAGCGAUGAAGGGACGUACUUUCGAUAUAUUUAUUUUUUUCUUCUGUCCUGAAAGGAAAUCUGAAAACUCUCAUGCGUUGUGUGUCAUUUCUCAAUGUUGGACCAGUCCAAAAAGCCUACAGCAGUGCUACUCAAUACAAGAUGAGGGGAAACUUUUUUUUUUCCAAGAAAAAAUAAUAAUAAUAAUGAAAAAAAAAAGAAGAUUUUAGAGAAAAUGUUGCCAGGAUUAUUUCCAAUAUGUAAAUAUGUCCAAUAUGUAAACUUGUAUUUGUUCUGAGAUAUUGUUUUUGUUUUGUUUUGUUUCUUUCCGGGCAGUUUUGUACACUUACUAAUUCCAAGAAGAUAUUUUAAUAUGAUUUCAUUUAUGAAUCUGACCAUUUAUAUAUAUAUAUAUUUAUUUCUUAAACGUGUUUGGAGCUUUUUUGUUCAGCUCUGUUAAUGGUUAUGUUGCAGUGGACUUCAGUAUGUUCUUAUUUUCCUUUUUGUUUACUACAUUGGUUGUAUGUUGAUUGCUAAAUGUAGACUGCAAAGUCACAUUUAUAUUUAUGUUAUAGUAAUAUUUUAUUACUUACAUAAAACAUAUAUACAAGAAAUGGUCUUUUGUCUUCAUUAAGAUCCAAACCCGCUCGUCCUGCAGUGUGUUGCUGUGUGUGUGUGUUUGUGGCAGCAGCAGCAGCAGCACACACACAGGAUGAAGAUGAUGAAGAUGAUGGUGAUAAAUGGUGUUCAGUGAGCGCACCGUGUGUUCAGUGGAAAUAGCAGUGGUUCGUUAUGUAACAGGGGGUCGUUUCAAAUCAGAAGCUGUGUACAUGUGCUGUUAAGGGGAGUAGACAACAGUAUUUUACCUCAGGCUAAGUUCACACAGUCUCUGACGUUGUUCACAUCUUUGUGUAAUCGCAGUAUUAAAUUGUGCAAUAUUAA
Molecule: messenger RNA, 3508 nt
Organism: Hippoglossus stenolepis (Pacific halibut)
Lineage: Eukaryota; Metazoa; Chordata; Actinopteri; Pleuronectiformes; Pleuronectidae
Gene: pou3f1
Product: POU class 3 homeobox 1
Exons: 1
Coding region: 35-1162 (375 amino acids)
Biological process (GO): regulation of transcription by RNA polymerase II; brain development
Cellular component (GO): nucleus
Molecular function (GO): DNA-binding transcription factor activity, RNA polymerase II-specific; RNA polymerase II cis-regulatory region sequence-specific DNA binding
Source: RefSeq, a predicted model, not a curated record